Messenger RNA from Harmonia axyridis, 3359 nucleotides. RefSeq names its product inositol-trisphosphate 3-kinase B-like. Bases 249 to 2474 code for a protein of 741 amino acids. Gene Ontology annotation, molecular function: inositol tetrakisphosphate kinase activity; inositol-1,4,5-trisphosphate 3-kinase activity. The transcript has 9 exons. Gene Ontology annotation, biological process: inositol phosphate biosynthetic process. The record is from RefSeq and is a predicted model, not a curated record. Gene Ontology annotation, cellular component: nucleus; cytoplasm. NCBI's taxonomy places the organism in Eukaryota, Metazoa, Arthropoda, Insecta, Coleoptera, Coccinellidae.
CGACGGUCGGUCCAUGUGUUGUGUUCUUUAAAAAUAAGCUUCAAUGAUUUCGGCAAUACCAACCAUAAAUUACUGUUAUCUCCUAUCUAUUGUUGCCGACACUAAAUCCUGAAGUGAACUUUAUAAAAAGCAAUUAGGUACCUUUCAAUGAAAAUUUGUGGAAACAAUUCGUGUCAAAAAUUCGGUCAUAUUAUCUUGAGACCUAUUUAGUUUGCGAGAAAGAAUUAGGCACUAGAACUAUAAUCAAAAUGGCUUGUUUUUCGGCCUUUUUUUGGCCUCGUCGAGAAGAAGAUAAUGACGUGCUGACGUCAUCGGACAAUACCCCUUGGUUUAUCAGUGGUGUGGAUCCUCGUCGCAUAUUACCUCCCACACAGGUCAUUUCGACACAGAUCCAUGUGUCGUAUAAACCCAAAUCUAUGUGCAACGAUCUGUUGAGCAAUUUUAAGUUUCUGAGCUGCGAUAUGGGGUUCGAGGUUGACCCUAGUCUGUGUAACGCCGUAUUGACAGACAUGUCAGUUCCACAGACAAUGAGAGAAGUUGAGUCCUUCAAUUCGACAUGUGAAAAUGACGUAGAUUCCAGUGUGAGUGGUUCCACGCGAGGAAACCAGGUGGCACAAAAAGAUUUGAAUUUGUAUGGAUCUUCUGACAUUGUCACAUCUAGAGAAGAGGAAAAUCCAGCAUCGAAGAAUCCAGAUAGACUUGGCAAAAGAUAUCGGAGAACAGGUGUUUACGGGAUUCCAAAUAACCCUCAAAACGAUGAAGACAUAGAUGGAGCCUUAGAAGACAAAAAACAAAUAUUGAAUAAAAUUGAACCUAAAAACGAUAACCUGCUGAUUCCUCCUGCUAGCGGCUACUGGAGUUCAAUAACAUUUGCUGGCAGCGACGAUGAAUUCGACAAAUUUGGAACCUUUACAAGGAACCAGGUUGGAAGAUGCGAGAGCUCGGAUUCGGAAAUAUUAUACAGUGACGAGCAAUCUAGCACUCUGUACUCUAACUGGGGUGAGAAAAAAGAAGAAAUUGAUGAUUUGCCAUAUGAGUAUCCGGUGUUCAGUCCUUAUAGCCCCAGGAGAUCAAUAGACCACGAUAACGUACCCAGCAAGACUCUUCUGGAGGCCCAAUUCGUGGCUCUACCAUUUGACAGGAAGCCAAGUGAUGCUUUCAGUGAAUUAUCGGAACAGUUUACUGACGAUAGCCGAAGACAGAGCUGUUUUACAGACGACGGUGAUGAGGUAGCUAAAUAUAGGUACUGGAGGACGCCUUCAGUUGUCGUCAGUGAUUAUUCGGAUGAUCCUAUGGGGCUCACGCUAGAGGACAUGGAAAAUAUAAGAAUUAAGUAUAAGGAGAAUAGUUCAUCGGCAGAGUCGAGCCUUUGCAGUUCGUACAGCAAUCUCAACCUGUAUGAAUCUAAUUCCGAAACAUACAGAAAAAUGUCAGAUUGCUCCACGUGUUCUUUUAAAGGCGAUGACGAUGAUGAUUGCUUCAAAGAGCCUUCGCCUUGGAGGAAAAUAAGAAAUUUCGUUCAAUGGACUCCUUUCUUUCAAACCUACAAAAAACAACGAUAUCCCUGGGUUCAGUUAGCAGGCCAUCAAGGAAAUUUCAAGGCAGGUCCAGAUCAAGGAACAAUCCUCAAAAAACUUUGCAUUAAAGAGGAAAAAUGCUUUAAGGUUUUAAUGGAUGAUGUUUUGAAACCGUUUGUACCAGAAUACAAAGGUUUAGUAACCAGUGAUGAUGGAGAAUGUUCGUAUAUACAGUUACAAGAUCUACUCAGUGAUUUUGUGUCUCCUUGUGUGAUGGACUGUAAGAUAGGAGUUAGAACGUACUUGGAAGAAGAACUUGCAAAAGCUAAAGAAAAACCAAAGUUGAGAAAGGAUAUGUAUGAAAAAAUGUGCCAGAUAGAUAACAGUGCUCCAACUGAUGAGGAACAUAAAAUGAAGGGUGUCACAAAACCAAGAUACAUGGUUUGGAGGGAAACCAUAUCGUCAACAGCUACUUUAGGUUUCCGGAUAGAGGGCAUAAGAAAAUCUGAUGGAACUUCAAGUAAGGACUUCAAAACUGUUAAGAGUAGGGAGCAAGUGAUGAAGGAAUUUAUUGAGUUCACAGAAAAUUUCCCACAUGCCGUGCCAAAAUAUAUACAGAGAUUAACAUCAAUUAAAGCUACACUAGAAACAUCACCUUUCUUUCAAACCCACGAGGUGAUAGGGAGCUCUCUUCUAUUUGUUCACGACAAGUACAAUGCCAAUGUGUGGUUGAUAGAUUUUGCUAAAACACUCAAAUUGCCAGACAAUAUCACCAUCACUCAUAAAGAAAAGUGGAAAGUUGGUAAUCAUGAAGAUGGUUACCUGAUUGGUGUGGAUAACUUGAUAUCCAUUUUUAAAUCAAUUUUGGAAAAUUAUCCUGUUCCUGUUUCACCGCCUCUGUCUCUUCCUGAUAGCCUUGAUAUUGGAACAAAGGAAGAAAAAACAGAAAAUACAUGAUUGCUUUGUGCAGACCAAACUUAAUACACACUAAAGUUCUCAAUUUCAAUUGAUUUGGAACAAUUGAAGCAAACAUUAUUUUUUUGUCAAUUCGGAUGGUAAUCGAUUUGAAAAACUGACUGAAGCUACCUUCCCAUAAUUAUGGACAAUAAUUUAUGUAUAGGUUGAAAAAUCAUUGAAAAGUUCAAUUAUUUGAUCACAACUAUAUGAUAAUACUUUUGUAAAUAGAAGUAGAAUAUCUCUUAAUAUUUUUAUCCCUAAUAAGAGAUAUUAUGGACAGAAAAACUUUUUGUAUGCAGUGGAGAUUUAUUUGAAUUUUCACAUUAAUGGAAACCCAUUUCCAAUAUUUCACAGCUGUCUUUUUACUUUUAUAUGAGUUUAUCCAAUAUUGUUCAUAUUGAACUUAAUAACUGUGCUGUGAUUUUUCUCCUAAUAUUUGUUGAACUACAAAAAUUUUAUUUAGUUCAAUUUAUCUUUUAUUUAAUGAACACUCAAGAAUGUAUUUAUAUUAUGACUCAUUAACAGAAACAAUUUAGAACUAUGAAGAUAGCCCUUAAAAUGUUUCCAUUCAACGUUGUAAAUAGAUUAUUUAUUGAAUGUAUUCGGCCGUUACUUGGUAGAAAUUUAUAAUAGACAUUAUGAAUGAAACAUAUGAUUCUGAUAUCUACUUUAUUUUGAUGGCGCUGACGGACGUUUUAUCCCUACUAUGAUGAGAAGUCCGUCAAGAAGGGAGAAAAUGUAUGUUAGUAUCUUAAGUAGGAAUUACAACCAUGUGUUUUAUUUCAAAUGUAGAUUAUCUAUUAAUAAUAAUGUUACUUUGUUGUAUAUAAUAUUUUCGGAUGUGAAAAAUGAUUUAUUAGUUUUGAAAUAAAUGUUUCAUUUGUA